AUGGCAUUGGCAAAAUCUCCUGGCGGGAAUGAUGAGCUUCAGGUUGAGGCUGAUAACGGUCAUAUUCACCUUCCCUCGGAACGACCAAUAACUCCACCGAGCCCCUUAUCGACCGUCCCGUUUCGUCGCGACCCAGACUUUGUCGAUUGUGGAUCACAACUCGAUCUGAUUUAUGAGAAAGGCUCCGUGCCGGGGUCGAGAGUAGCGCUUGUCGGCCUAGGCGGAGUCGGAAAAUCGCAGCUUGCUAUCGAAUUCACCUACCGCAUACGAGAUCGAUCACCCGAGACGUGGGUAUUCUGGAUCCAUGCGAGCAAUGCAGCCCGUUUCGAGCAGAGUUGUCGGGAUAUUGCAGACAGAGUCAAGAUCCCUGGGAGGCAGGACCCGAAGGCGGAUAUUUUCAAACUUCUUCAUGACUGGCUACACGACGACAGAAAGGGGAAGUGGGUCCUGGUUCUCGACAAUGUAGAUGAUGAUCAAUUUCUCCAUGAAAUACCACAAGCAAAGCUGGACGGCCGCGAGAGUGAUCCGAGCGGUUCGCCAGGACGAUCAAUCUGGUCUUAUUUCUCUGGGAGCUUGAAAGGUUCAAUCGUUAUAACAAGUCGAAGCUCACAGAUGGCAUCCCGGAUGGUGGAAGAUAGCAACAUCAUUAAAAUUGAACCGAUGGAUAAAUCCCAUGCCAUAACACUCUUUGAAAAGAAGUGUGGAGUGCAAGUUUACAGGGAAGACGUUAUUCAGCUCAUUACUGCCCUGGAGUUCAUGCCACUCGCGAUUAUGCAAGCGGCAGCUUAUAUCAAGCAGAGGGCGCCACGCCUGUCAGUCCUACAGUAUCUUCAAAUAUUUCAGAGGAGCGACUGCCAGAAGAUCAAACUUCUUGAUUAUGAAGGGUGGCAUCUCCGCAGAGACUCGGAAGCCAAAAACUCCAUCCUUGUCACGUGGCAAAUAUCAUUUGAUCAUUUAAGGGAAAAGCGGCCGUCAGCGGCGGAUUUGUUAUCUCUCAUGAGCUUUUUUGAUAGACAGGGGAUUCCUGAUAUUGUGCUUCGUGAGAAUAAUGAGACGAGGUACGACAUCAUGUUUGAAGACGACAUAUUGGUGUUGAGAGACUACUCGAUGAUAUCCAUCAGUGCAGAUGGAAGAAAUUUUGAGAUGCAUCGGCUUGUUCAACUGGCCAUACAGGAGUGGCUGAAAGCCCACGGGCAGCUCGAAAGAUGGAAGGAGCGGUUUAUCCGAAGCCUUUGGAGCAACUUUCCGGCGGGAAGAUUUGAAAACUGGGCAAGGUGCCAAUCGUUAUUUGCUCACGUCCAAUACGCAACUGCACAACGCCCGGAUGCAGAAGCCUCUUUAGAAGAGUGGGCUUCAUUGCUUCACGAAGCAGCAUCGUUUGCAUGGACACGAGGAAAUUUAAUCGAUAGCAAAAGGAUGGCAGAGGAAGCAACAAGGACAAGGAAGAAAUUAUUUGGUUUGGAGAACGAGAAGACUCUCAGUAGUACUCAGAUACUUGGACUAGCAUACAGCCUUGAGGGCCAAUGGAAGAAAGCGGAAGAGCUACUGGUGCAAGUUAUGGAGACUCGCAAGCAGGUGCUAGGGCCAGAUCAUCCCGACACUUUCACCAGCAUAAACAAUCUUGCAUCUCUAUACAGGAAGCAAGGACGAUGGAGAGAAGCAGAACAGCUACUGGUACAGGCAGUAGAGACGAGCAACAUACAAGGACAAUGGGGAGAAGCAGAGCAUCUACUGGUGCAGGUAAUAGAGACUCGCAAGCAGAUGCUAGGGCCAGAACAUCCCGACACUCUGGCCAGCAUGAACAGCCUCGCAUCUAUAUAUAUGAAUCAAGGACAAUGGGAGAAAGCGGAAGACCUACAGGUGCAGGUAAUAGAAACUCGCAAGCAGGUGCUAGGGCCAAAGCAUCCUGACAUAUUAACUAGCAUAAAUACCCUCGCAUCUCUGUACAAGAACCAAGGACGAUGGAAAGAAGCAAAAGAUCUACUGGUGCAGGUGAUGGGAACUAGCAAGCAGGUGCUAGAGCCAACGCAUCCCGACUUUAAUCGCAUCAGUUGA
Molecule: messenger RNA, 2055 nt
Organism: Aspergillus alliaceus
Lineage: Eukaryota; Fungi; Ascomycota; Eurotiomycetes; Eurotiales; Aspergillaceae
Product: P-loop containing nucleoside triphosphate hydrolase protein
Exons: 5
Coding region: 1-2055 (684 amino acids)
Molecular function (GO): protein binding
Source: RefSeq, a predicted model, not a curated record